Messenger RNA from Aphidius gifuensis, 1258 nucleotides. RefSeq names its product ER membrane protein complex subunit 3 (gene EMC3). Lineage: Eukaryota; Metazoa; Arthropoda; Insecta; Hymenoptera; Braconidae. The transcript has 3 exons. Gene Ontology annotation, cellular component: EMC complex; membrane. The coding region runs from base 485 to 1258 and encodes 257 amino acids. Gene Ontology annotation, biological process: protein folding in endoplasmic reticulum. The record is from RefSeq and is a predicted model, not a curated record.
AUAAUAUUUUUUAUCAACUUUUAAUAGUUUAUUAAUUUAUUCAUUAAUUAUUUCUUAACAAUUACAAUUUAUUGUUAUUGUAUAGAGUCAUUAAUUGGAUGAUUUAAUUAAUUGUAAAUUGUUGAUGUAAUUAUAUUGUUAUAAAAAGAUGGCUUAACUGACGUCUGGUCAAACGAUGAAAAUAACAUUUUUUUUUUUCUUUUUUUUUUCUUUUAAUAAAGAAAUUUAUUAAAUUGAAUUUAUAAUGUUUUAUUCAUUUCAUUUUUUCCUAUCCUUUUGAUAUAUUGUUAGUUAAUAAAUAAUUAUGUAAAAAAUGAAAUCAAUAUAUAUUUUUUGGUGAUAAAUCAAUAAGAGCAUCUGUUACAAUUUGCUGUAUCAACAUCAAGCUUCAAUAAUUUAUUGUAGAGGCGCUGCUGAAAGUUGUGGUGGCACAAAAAUAAAAAAAAGAGACAAGUCAAAUAAAAUUUGUAAUUUGUCAUAAAUAAUGGCAGAAUUAUUACUUGAUCCAAAUAUUCGAGGAUGGGUAUUUCUUCCAAUUGUUGUAAUAACAUUUCUUGUUGGAAUAAUACGUCAUUAUGUAUCAAUAUUAAUCGCAUCACAAAAGAAAGUUGAAGUUCUUCAGGUUCAAGAUAGUCAAGUUAUGAUAAGAUCUCGGUUACUUCGUGAAAAUGGACAGUACAUUCCAAAAUCAGCAUUUUUAGCUAGAAGACAUUUUUUUAAUAAUGAAGAAACUGGUUAUUUCAAGACACAAAAAAGAGCACCAGUAUCACAAAAUCCAAUGACAGAUCCAAGUAUGAUGACAGAUAUGUUAAAAGGAAAUGUAACAAAUGUCUUGCCAAUGGUACUCAUUGGUGGUUGGAUUAAUUGGAUGUUUUCUGGUUUUGUUACAACAAAAGUACCAUUUCCAUUGACUUUGAGAUUUAAACCAAUGUUACAAAGAGGUGUUGAACUUGUAACACUUGAUGCUGCUUGGGUAUCAUCAGCAUCAUGGUAUUUUUUAAAUGUAUUUGGACUUAGAUCAAUUUAUACACUUGUACUUGGUGAAAAUAAUGCUGCUGAUUCAUCAAGAGUAUUACAAGAUCAAGUUGCUGGUGCUGCAAUGUCAAUGCCACCAGAUCCAAAAGUUGCAUUUAAAUCAGAAUGGGAAGCACUUGAAAUAUGUGAACAUAAUUGGGCUCUUCAAGGUGUUGAUCUUGAAUUAAUUGGUGCACAAGAUAAAAAUGAUGCUAGUGAAAAUAUUUAUCAUCAAACAAAUUAA